AUGGAAUAUGAAGAAUCAUUAGAAAAAGGUGUGGAACUAUUGGAAUCUUUAUCUCUAUCAGAUUCUCUUGUAGAUUCUCAAAUAUUUCCUUUAUAUUCUGAAUUUCUUAAUAAUAAACUAAAUUCUGAUAUUUCAUUUGAUGACGAAAAUUCUAAAGAAUGUGUAAAUUUACAGGAAAUUGAAACUAGAAGACAAUCUUCAACUGAUACUAUUCACAUUUGUAAUAAUUUGGCUUGUGACUUAAAGAUUAAGGUUUUGGAACGGAAAAUUACUCUAUUAGAAACUCAAAACUCACAAUUAAUCAUCAAUUCUUGUUCAAUGUAUAAUACAUUAAUUAAACACAUACAAUCAUUAACUGAUGAAAUUAAUAAAUUUAAACAAAUUAAUAAUUAA
Messenger RNA from Theileria annulata, 393 nucleotides. RefSeq lists its product as uncharacterized. The coding region runs from base 1 to 393 and encodes 130 amino acids. NCBI's taxonomy places the organism in Eukaryota, Apicomplexa, Aconoidasida, Piroplasmida, Theileriidae. The record is from RefSeq and is a predicted model, not a curated record. The transcript has a single exon.